AAAAAAAACUCUUCUCUUACCUGGAUGACAUCAGUGAGUCAGUGGCCCUGCUGUAACACCACCAGCAUCACUUCACCUCUCCACGUUUCCAAGUAGCUGCCUGUGGAGAGCCUCAUCCUCCUCUCUCGUUCAUUGGUGACACGAGACGCCCAUCACGGGGAGCCAGCUGCAGGGCAUUCCCUAUCCGCGUGCUCGGUCGGAAAUGGCCCCCUUUUCCCUUUCCUCCAUUGGACUGAGCCGCUGUCAGUCGGUUUCCCUCACGCUCAACACCGUCCGCCUCUCCGGUUCUCUGUCUGCUGAGACCGCCGUCAUAUUGGCUGCUAGGAGCAGCAGCGACCACGGCAGAGAAGAAGACCCCCACCAUGAUGAAGAACGGGUUGUCGCGGCGGUUAAAGAAUAAUUUAGCUUUUUAAAUAAUUUUGAUUAGUAUUUAACGAAUGAAUUUAAAAAUAUUCGGGAUGAUACCAUCAAGUAUCCGCGUACGUUUAGUGCUUUCAUCCGACACCGUGGUCCGCAAGGGGGAUGUAUGCCUGACUUCUCUUAAUAGCCAUUUUUUGCAGACAAAGAGAGCUGUUGAAUAGGGCUUUCAAAAGGCACACGGUAAAAUCGUUUAUCAUCCCAUCCCUAAUUGCAGCCAACUGAAUACCCCUUCCCUCACCUCUCGCUACGGUGGCCUUCAGGUCCCAGGGGCUCCUAUUGAUGAAGAAAGUGGGCAACAUGUGGAGCAACCUGAAGAGCAAAUGCCAGACACUCUUUCACAACAGCAGUUCAGGACCCAGUGAAAGCAGGGUUGAGGCCGAUGCCGUCCACUGUGUGGUGGAUAUUGGCCAAGGCAGCUCAGGUGAACCUCAGGCAUCAGGAGCCUCUAGUCCAACUCGGAGCCUUCUGCCAGUGCCAAUGGUAACAGCAGGACGCCGCCAUCAUAACUGUGUGUCGGAUAUCCCACAGAUUGUAGAGAUUACAAUUGACAAGGACACUGAGGAUGUGCGGGGGGGAUCAGGUGGUGUUCCCCUGGCCCGGAGAGACUCCUAUUCCCGUCAUGCUCCUUGGGGGGGCAAGAAAAAACACUCAUGUUCCACUAAAACCCAGAGCUCUCUGGAAGCAGAUAGGCGGUCUGGGCGCUUACGGGGGAGUGGGAACCGUAGGGACAGGCGCUAUGGAGUCAGCUCCAUCCAGGAGAUGAGUGACUCUGUAUCUGGAGGACGCAGUCUGAAUGCUCGGUCUUUGCGCCAGCGGCUAAGUGAUACAGUAGGGCUUUGCUUACCCCUGCCCGCUCGCAGACGCUCCCGCUCAUCUAAGAACCCGGUCACCUCCAAACGUAAGAUUCACCUGACAGAGCUCAUGCUGGAGACCUGCCCCUUCCCACCAGGCUCAGACCUUGCUCACAAGUGGCACUUGAUCAAGCAACACACAGCACCGGUCAGCCCGCAUUCCUCCACUGCCCUGCUGGAUGCCUUUGACCCGGCCCACCCCUCUCCUGAGGAUGAGGAGGAACGUCUGCGUGAGCGUCGCAGACUAAGCAUCGAGGAAGGUGUGGACCCACCACCUAAUGCACAGAUCCACACCCUGGAGGCCUCAGUGCCGGGCUCCUCUCUCUACAAACUGGGACCAAAGAUGGCUCCCGGCAUGGGAGAGGCCUCUGGGGAUGGCCGGGCCUCAGGCGCUGGCAGCUCUGUGGGUGCUGGAUUAUCAGGGGCCUGUGCGCAGGUGUUGGGGGCUGCAGCAUCAGCUCAGGACUGUGACUCUGAGGAGGAUUCGACCACCCUCUGUCUGCAGGCCAGGAGGCCCAAGCAGAGGCACGCCUCUGGGGAUGGUCACCUGAGCAGGCAGCAACCUGGGCCCUGGAAGGUUCACACCCAGAUAGACUACAUCCACUGCCUGGUGCCAGACCUAUUGCAGAUCACAGCUCUGCCCUGCUACUGGGGCGUGAUGGACCGCUAUGAGGCUGAGGCACUGCUGGAUGGACGGCCAGAGGGCACCUUCCUGCUCCGUGACUCAGCCCAGGAGGACUACCUCUUCUCUGUUAGCUUCCGCCGUUACAACCGCUCACUGCACGCCCGCAUUGAGCAGUGGAACCACAACUUCAGCUUUGACGCUCAUGACCCUUGUGUUUUCCACUCUUCCACCGUGACAGGACUGCUGGAGCACUACAAGGAUCCCAGCGCCUGCAUGUUUUUUGAACCGCUGCUUACGGCGCCUCUCCAUCGGACCUUUCCCUUCGGCCUGCAGCACCUGGCACGAGCCGCCAUCUGCCGCUGGACCACUUACGAUGGUAUAGGCUCUCUGCCGCUGCCCCCUGCCUUGCAGGACUUCCUCAAGGAGUAUCACUAUAAACAGAAAGUACGAGUUCGCUGGCUGGAGAGGGAACCGCCACUCAAGGUCAAAUAGGGUGGGCUUCUCCAUUGCCUGUACACACACUGCAGGAGGAUUACAGAACUUAAGAAAUUCCUCAUUAGCCAGUUAGAGGCUAUACUGACAUGGCUCUCUGUCUGGUGAGGGAUGGAAUUUAAAUGUAACAAGCUAUACAAGAUUCAUUCUAAUCUUUGUUUUAGUUAUUACUUACAUCACGGAAAAUACAUAUGAUUAUAUUCAGUAUAACGCUGUCUGGCAAGCACAUGUUUUUGUGUUGAACAGGUUGUUUUGACAGGGAGGGAAGGCACAAAUAUCAGUGCUUUGUGUCUUUUCUCUCCUGCUUUGUGCUAAAUGUCUGCCUGAUCCCACAACAUCACCCUGCCUGUAGACCUGCCUGCAUGCCUCCCUUAUUCAUCCCAAAUUGCUAUUUAGGCCCACAUGGCUACAUUGUACAGUUCACUUAGUGCUUUCUCUAUUUUUUUUUCUUCCUUAGCUUGUCAAAGCACCUAGUGGAGCACCUUCCCAAGAGGGUUUUAAUAUGUGUGUGGGUUGAGAGGGCAUCUGGAGAUGCUAUUGUUAUAUUGCAGUCAGAGCUUGUCCCAUGGAUUGAGCUACAUAAGGCACAUUCUUUGCCAUCUCUUUGCACGCGUGAGCAUCAGCUAAGCCAGGGACAGAUUCUGAGAGGGUCCAUAGAGUUCAGGACAGCACAUCAGGGAAAUGAAGUGCUUUCUAAGGACCAUUGUUACAGUUGUCACAGCAGUCAGUUAGUUCUUCAUUGGUCAUAGACUCUUGAGCUAAUUGCACACUUUUGUGCAUGUAUGCACACAGCUCAUUACACCCUGUAUGAAAUUAAGCUACUAGGGUAACAUUUUGAACAGUCUGGUGUCUUUAUGGAAUUCUGUUAUGAUUUUAUAAUGUUUAGUUUUACACCUGCUUCCUUCAGUUAGCAUCUUUUGGUGGCAUCUAGCACACAGAAAGCUUCGGCCCUCCGUAUCCUGGUUGGUUAUUUUUCUUCACCAGACUCUUGUAACAUUGAAGCAGAUAGCUUUGCACUUUGGUUACUGUAAGGGAAGCUAACAAGUCUUCUCAAAGGAAUUGUGGGCACGUAUGACAAGCUGUAGGUGAAGACAAAAGCUGAAAAUUCAAAAUGCCAGCGCCCCUUUAAACAUGACAAGGCUGGAUUCUAAAUGGGCAGGAGAGCUAGCCUCUAAUGAUACUUCAAAGACUUAACAAGAAUCUGCUUGUUAAAAUUGUAAAUGGCAACUCACUGGAUUAGAUUACAGUGCCCUUUUCCUCCAUAAUUUAGAUUUCUUUCAAAAAAUCAUGUCAAAAUGUGAUGAGCUGUUUUUAAGAAAAGCAUUAUGUCACCAUCAGGAAAGACGUGAUAUAGCCUUUUCUUUGGUGUUGAUGUCGUCCAUCUUACAACUAUAUAACUAUAAGGUCUCAACCCCAAGAUAUCCCCUCAUUGCCUGGUUGCAUUUAUAGUCAUAGUGAAAGCAUUGAGUGCAGGCAACACUCAACUCUCGAGAGGUUGGCAUAUCUUUGAGAGCUUUAGUUAUGUAAUCUGAAUGAUUUCAGUUUUGUUGCAUGGGACAAAAGCACUGCUGGCUAGCCGGUCAUUUCUGUUUUGUUCUCAUUGUGAAGAGAAAAUAAGUGUAACCUAUGUGCCUUUUUAUAGAAAUUGUUCCAUAAUCAGUUGCUUUGUAGUCCAAACCUGCAACAGGAGGUGCUUCAACACAGUCCACUUAGACACCAUCAAAUGAGACUAAAGAGGAUAAUAACACAGAGGUGCAUGAGCUGUAAGCUCUCUUACUCAUGGUGCACGUUAAAAUUUUUCUAACGGAUAAAAUUUCAGUGGUGCUAUGUUGGUUAAACUAUGACAGAUUAUUGAAAUGAUGAGUUCUACAUUAGUUACAUCUGUUCUCACUCACUAAUGCAUGCAUUAGUCUCUCGCCACAUUAUGGCCUGUAUGAUAGUAUUAGGUUGUUAGUGGGUCCAAUGCCAGCCCUACUGUAGCAUAUUUCAGUUAAAUAUAUUGAUGUCCAGCCGUCACAUGUCUGGGUUGUAGUCUGCAGCUUGACAUACAGAUCCUAAUUAGAGGGCAUGAAGGUUAACUCUUUACAGUGAGAGUUUUGAUCCAUCCUCCAAUGGCAUUGCCCCAAGUUGGACAUCAGCAGCAGUGUAUAAUCUAACUCAUCAGCAACAGCGUUUGUUCUAUCUCUUAGUAAUAAUACACAUUACCUGACUUUAAAAAAAAAAAGACUGGAAAGUAUGUGAUGAAAACCCAGCCGAUAAUGUGUAAAACUAAAAUAAGCUGAAACACACAAGAUCAUGAUCAAUGGAAAGCUUAAUUUAUAAAGGUGUCAAACUAGUUCAUAUUUUAGUUAGUGUGCAUGUGCGCUCAUGUGUCUGUCAGCCCACACGUGUUAAAGGUUAUUGUAGUUCUCAUUAGUAAGGAUGAAUCAUGAACAAAUGUCAGUGUGUUUCUUUGCCCCUGAAUAUCUGAGCCUGUGACCAAAGCUCUUGUACACACCUAUGUGUAAUAACUAGUAGGCUAAAGCUUGUUUAUGUGCUCAGUGGUGUUAGAAUUACGCUAAAUUAUAUUUUCGAUUUACAAACUAGUGAAAGCUAGUUCCAUACUACAGUAUGUUAGACUGCUCUUCUUUGUUAAUAUAUUCCUGGGGGUGAACAUGGCCCUGUCAAGCUCACACCUACACCCUGAAAUUUAACGCUGAACACCCUCUCUCUGCCAGACUAUUACCAUAUUUUCACUUAUUCAUCAGGCAGGAAACAAUACAUUUCUUAUGCAGGUGGUUAAACAUAUUUGGUAUAGGCAUAAGGAUUAAAGAUUCUCAUAUCUCAAUGACCAAUUUUAACUUUCUCUACUGCAUUGUGAACUGAUCAGAAUAUAGCAAACAUUUCUUCACAUAAAAAUCCCAAACAUUUUCCACUGCCCUGCACUUUGUUCUCAGAAAGCUUGAAUAUGGCAUGUUAAAUCACCUUUAUGUGUUAGAGUGGCAGGAGUGUGUGUUAAGUGGAGGGGAAUAAGGUUGACAUUUGAGUUGCUUGUAUGUGCACUUUGUUGUUUCAGGAUUUUUAGCAUCCACACUGUCAAAUAGAAGAAAUAUAUGUCUAUUUGAAAACCCACACACAUCAUACUAUGUUGCUCACUGUCACCUGUCUACCAUGCUACUGCCAGUGCCUAGCAAUAGCAUACAACUCCUUACAGUGCCCCACCCCACUCGCAGGCACUAAUCACAGGCUAAUUUUACCAUGUUGGGAUAUAAAUUUACUGGGAACUAAAAGGGCCACUCUGUGUUGCCUUAUGGCUGCUGUGUGGCUGAGGGAGGCCUUUUUUAUUAUUGUAUCCAACUGCUCUCUCUCCAUCUGGCCACAUCCCUAACAUCACUGUGCUGAUGUGGAGGUGACUGUGGUGGAGGGUGAACUAAGGCCUGUUUGUCCUCCCCUCUACUCUCUAUCCAACCCUGUUAGGGCAAUGUUAGCCAGAAGUUAACUUUAAGGAGCCAGGAGGUGGAGAGAUGGAGCUGGCUUCCUGUUGUGGCAACGGCUUGCUCACAGAGAGGGCUAGGGAUUUGUUGAAGUAAAUAGCACUUUAAUUGUGUAUUUGUGUUCUACAGUGUAGUCUGCAAGUAUAAGGACAGGGACAGGUUUUUCGCUGUGUUGGCUCUUUACUCCAGCAUAUUGGAUUUAAAAUGACAGUUGGGCUAAGUGACAACUUAAGGCUUUGAUUUGCAGACAUAUUGGGUGAACAUGGUGGGGAUUGUACUGCUUAUGUACAAAGGCCCCCACUUUUAAAAACUUAAAAACUUUAAUCAACCUAAAUCAUUCAUCAGGGGUGGGCGAUAUGACCAAAAUCUUGUAUUACAGUAUAUGUAAUAUUAUGUCACGAAUACAGUCAGUUUUUUAAUUGGCCUCACUUACUUAGCCCUAACUUUUUUUGUCCACCUGCCACUGUGGCUGAUCGAUUCCAAAACCUACUAGCUUCUCAGUAGAUUAUCGUUGAUUUUUUGGCUCUUAUUUUAACACCAUUUAGCUGGGGGCCGGUGCUUAUUUUCAAUGCUGGUAACAGUAUAUAUCAUGAGACAGCUAUUGUUCCAUAGAUUUGAUGUAGAAAUGGUUUAAAAUGACCAUACUUCAUUACAUUUGGGUUUUUUUUAUUUGGAACUUACAUACAAGCAAAAUAAAACUGCCUAACAUGAGACAACACAACUCAAGAGUAAAACUUAUUCUUUUUUUUGCAAAUGAAUGCUUUAAGGUUCUUGAACAGUUAAGUUUUCUCUAUUGACAACUUCACUCUCUUCCUCCAUGUCUGCCCAAAUCACAUUUCCUAGCGAGGCAGUUAAAUUUGCAAAAUCCAGCCCUGAUUUGUUACAUGGCCUGAUAGCUCCCGUGGUAGAAACGGUAUUGCCAAAUCUUUGGACGCAUUUCUACCGUCACAAAGUAUACCAUCAUAUCGCCAAACCCUGAGAUUUAGUAUUUGGUUAAACAUCUUUUGCAAUCAUAGCUGAAUUCUGUGAAGCACAUCCCCAUGAGCUGACACUAUGGUGAUGUUGUGCAAGGCGUGUCAGUGCCGUCAUCUCUAUUCUUGCUUGUUUUGGUAAUUUUUUGCCAAUCUGGUCUUAAGCAAGUAGGAACGCUCAGUCGCACUGAGGUCAGGCCAGUCAAGCUAAUUCUGUCUUGGCCCUCACUGAUUGACUUGUCUGUAUGUUACAGAUUAUUGUUUGUCUGCUUUAACUAAAGUUUGCAUAUUAAAAGAGCUGUGAUUGUCACUCUGUACAUCCAACAUGGAUUUAAAUGCUCAAAUUAAAAGCUGUGAGUUGGUACUUUAACCUUAUCGUAAUCAUUUCACAAUCAAUAUGCUGCACUACAGAGCCAAAACUGAAAAGUUCCUGCUGUCCAAAUAUUGAUGGACAGCACUGUUUGUGUUUUAGCUCAAAAUGGCGAGACUUGUGUGAGUGUUAACAAAAAGCCGGCGGUCCUGAAAUAUUUCACUUAUAUUCAGAUGUUGUAAGCUGUGUCGAUGGAGUUGCGUUCUCCUCCAUGCUGCAGACUUGGUGCAUGCGUGUGUGUUGUGCGGGAGUAUAUUAGUGUAUGGACAGAGCCACACGGAGGGUUCCAGUGGAGGGGAUGCAGAGUCGACUCGACUGUGAGGGGUGAUGACAGUGACUCCUAUGAACAAUGCUUCUCUGCCCCCACCCCCAACCCCUUAUUCUCAGGCAGGCCCAUUGCAAGGAGAGUCCCAGGACCCUCUCAACCCAGUUUUCCCCAUGGGAAAUAUCUGACAUUAACCGUAGCACAUGUUUGCCAUAUAACCCGUAGAUUUAGGAGAGGGGAAAAAAAAAAACAUUGUAUGUAUGAUGAAUGAUGGAGUUAUGUAAUAGGAGCCUGAUGAAAAGAUGUUUUAUUCUUCUGUGGUGCAUUAACUGUCUGGAACACAUACAUUUGCACACACUUGCUAUCACACUUCUUCUGACACCUGCACUACCCCAGGUAUUGACACACAUCCACACCCUCCCACCACCACCCCAUCCUAAGCCAGGGAUGUGUAAACAUGGACCACAUUUAGCCAGCACCACCUUUCUGUGUUACUCCCCCAAAAAAGGGAAUGCAAAGAUGGGUGUUUAUGUGUAUAUUCUAUGUUCUUAAGAAAAACAAAAUGCCAUGAAUUGAGCUAUUUUGACCUUAUAUUGUCAUUAGUAUGACACUAUUUAGCUGCACUAUGAGAGCCUCGUUUGUGGCAAGAAACCACUGGGUCUGAUCUGGAUGAGAGAGAGGCUUGUUGUGUCGCUAGCUGUCCCACUAAACUACAGCAACACCUGGAUGAAGGACAUCUAUCCCCCCCACCUCGGUACGACUCAUGGUUUCAGCUCUUAGAGGACAAACAAAAAAAAAAGAUAUUUUAAACUUUUUUUUCAUGUUCCCAUAUAUAUUUUAGAAAGCUGGGUUAAGUGCUAUAUGCAAACAGAAAAAGAUGUAUGAAAGAAUUAUUUUCCAUUAUUACUUCUCCCUAAUAUGCAAUGGAGUGUAGUGUAACAAUGGUUGCAAUCCUCUGUCACUUUAAUGCUGUAUGUGCACAUUGGUUGCUGUGUGGAUGUGGGUGCCGAGGCAACAGGACUUGACAAUGAUGGGAACUAAUGGUUGUCACCGCCCAUGUUCCCAGACUGCCUUAUUCGUUCUGACCAAUCACAAGAGCCCCCCUUUAAGUCCCGGGCCGCAGCCACUGCCACAGGCUGACCAAGCUGCCGUCAGACGAAUAUCGCUGUUCCAUUUUCUUCUGCUUUUCCUCGCUUUUCCUUUUUUCUUUCCUUUUUUUUUUUCUUUUUUUUUUUUAAAUUUCUUCCGGUCAGGUAGGAUUUGGAGCGUGUAAAUGGCAUAAUCAUGUUCACAUUUCACUGUCUGUUCUGUGUAUCUGCUUCACCAUUCAAGAGAAAAAAAACAGUUGUUUUCCAGUAUAACCUGUUCAUUUUUAAGAGCCGUAUGAUGCGACACUUGUAGCUGUCACUCUUGGUGCUUGGCUUAUGCUUCAUUGUCUUAAUAUUCCAAAUAAAACUGUUAAGUGUAAUCCA
Molecule: messenger RNA, 8939 nt
Organism: Epinephelus moara (kelp grouper)
Lineage: Eukaryota; Metazoa; Chordata; Actinopteri; Perciformes; Serranidae
Gene: socs5b
Product: suppressor of cytokine signaling 5b
Exons: 3
Coding region: 700-2388 (562 amino acids)
Biological process (GO): phosphatidylinositol phosphate biosynthetic process; intracellular signal transduction
Cellular component (GO): phosphatidylinositol 3-kinase complex
Molecular function (GO): 1-phosphatidylinositol-3-kinase regulator activity
Source: RefSeq, a predicted model, not a curated record